AGGGGCUCCGGGUCAGCACUGCCAACUGCCCUAACACGGAACCUUUGGCCAGUGUGGAAAAAGCAGCCAGCCUGGGGUUCCCUCCCUUGCCUUGUGGUGCAUCUGCUGAAACUCUUCCGGCCCCUCAAGCAGAAAUGGUGUGGGAUCUGGGCCAGACCCCUCUUGCAGUGACUCAAAGCUGCCUACCCUACUGGAAGGACAGGGUGGAUGACCCUUAGCCUCCUCUCCCUUCUGAACUGGCUCACGCCACCGCGGUGGCUUCAGUCCUGGGUGCCUUCAUCUUUUCCCUGUGACUCUCCUCCACUUUGCUUGUCAUAUUCCCUCUGGUUUUCCUGCCUCCCUCUUCAACGGUGGGACACAAGGCUGGACCAAGGCCUCCACGGAAGAGCUCUGCCAUCAAGGAAGGCAGCACAGGGCUGGGCCGUGCCUAUGGACCCUUCUCAGGACAACCCAAUGGUACCAGCAGGGCUGCUCUCCUAAGCCGCAGAGAGCCUGGGCUCACCAUCCUUCAGGAGGAGCCAUGGUGUUUAGGAGGGGCAGGGGCAGCUCCCAGCAGUGGCCUGGCCCAGGAGGGGGCAGUGGCUGCACAGGCUGCCUAGGUAUGCUCAAGGCUGCCCUGCUGCUUGUCAGCCUACCGUGGGGGGUCUGGGGAACAGCCAUUGCCGGUGCCAACCUCAGCACGGCUCUGGGCCAUACUGUGCCACUGACAGGGGGCCGCUACUUGAGCAUUGGGGAUGGCUCUGUGAUGGAGUUUGAGUUCCCAGAGGAGAGUGAGGGCAUCAUUGUGAUCUCGAGCCAGUACCCAGGCCAGGGCAACAGGACAGGGCCUGGUCCCACGCUGAGAGUCACUUCCCUGGACACAGAGGUGCUGACCAUCAAGAAUGUGAGUGCCAUAACCUGGGGCGGUGGGGGCGGCUUUGUGGUGAGCAUCCACUCAGGCCUGCCCGGGCUAGCCCCACUCCACAUCCAGCUUGUGGAUCCCCACAAGGCCCCACCCAUGCUGAUCGAGGAGCGGAGAGAUUUCUGCAUCAAGGUCUCACCUGCCGAAGACUCCCCCACCACCCUCGGCGCCGACCUGAUCCACUUCUCAGAGAACCCAAUACUUUAUUUGCUCCUGCCUCUUAUCUUUGUCAACAAGUGUUCGUUCGGGUGCAAAGUGGAGCUCAAGGUUCUGAAGGGACUCCUGCAGAGCCCCCAGCCCAUGCUGCUGGGCCUCCUGGGCCAGUUUCUGGUCAUGCCCUUCUUUGCUUUCCUGAUGGCCAAGGUCUUCAUGCUGCCUAAGGCCCUGGCUCUGGGCCUCAUCAUCACCUGCUCGUCGCCUGGCGGCGGGGGGAGCUACCUCUUCAGCCUCCUCCUUGGAGGGGACGUCACUCUGGCCAUCUCCAUGACUUUCAUCUCAACGGUGGCUGCCACUGGUUUCCUGCCACUGUCCUCAGCCGUCUACAGCCGCCUGCUCAGCAUCCACGAAACACUCCAUGUGCCCAUCUCCAAGAUCCUGGGGACCCUGCUGUUCAUUGCCAUCCCCAUAGCAGCAGGCGUAGUGAUCAAGUCCAAGCUCCCCAAGUUCUCCCAACUGCUGCUCCAGGUUAUCAAGCCCUUCAGCUUUGUGCUGCUCCUGGGUGGCCUCUUCCUGGCCUACCGCAUGGGGGUCUUCAUCCUGGCGGGCGUCAGGCUGCCCAUCGUGCUGGUGGGCCUCACAGUGCCCCUGGUUGGCCUCCUGGUGGGCUACUGUCUGGCCACAUGCCUGAAGCUGCCAGUGGCCCAGCGGCGGACGGUCAGCAUUGAGGUAGGAGUGCAGAACAGCCUGCUGGCCUUGGCCAUGCUGCAGCUGUCCCUCCGCCGCCUUCAAGCCAACUAUGCCUCCCAGGCCCCCUUCAUCGUGGCACUGAGCGGCACCUCGGAGAUGCUGGCCUUAGUCAUUGGCCACUUCAUCUAUAGCAGCCUGUGCCCAGUUCCCUGAGGCCCCUGGGUCAAGCUUUCGCCGCCCCUAGCCCCCACCCUCCACCCACUGUCCCCACAGUUCUUGUGUACCAAAGGCCUUUAGUUCUCAUGCACUAUGCACUCACAAAAAUCCAGGCUGAUGUUUUUUACUGGUUUUUUAUUCUCCAGCUUUCAGUGCCAAAGAGGCUAUGCUGACUUAGGUAGGUAGGCACUGCCCAGAAAAUAUAUUUCAAUAAAAGAGAGAAGCAAG
Equus caballus (horse) is the source of this 2191-nucleotide messenger RNA. RefSeq names its product solute carrier family 10 member 3 (gene SLC10A3). The record is from RefSeq and is a predicted model, not a curated record. Gene Ontology annotation, molecular function: protein-folding chaperone binding. Gene Ontology annotation, biological process: tail-anchored membrane protein insertion into ER membrane; post-translational protein targeting to endoplasmic reticulum membrane. Gene Ontology annotation, cellular component: membrane; BAT3 complex. Lineage: Eukaryota; Metazoa; Chordata; Mammalia; Perissodactyla; Equidae.